CAAAGUGAGUCUCUCCCAGUCUGUCUUGCAACAUACAACAGUCGUUAGAGAAACUUCCUCCUGUUAACAUUAACGCAUGAUUGUCUUUUCAUUUCUCGUACCUCUAGCUAUAUCUACCCAUUUAUACACGCACACAUACAUUAACCCUUUUCUAAAUUGCCCGUAAGGGUAAUCUAGAAUACUAAUACAAUCACUGCCACGACUAAAUCGUUGUUUAGUCGCAGCUAAAUUGAAGCCGGACCAGUAUUUAUUAUCUCUCAAGCCACGCUGUUUUCAAACUAAAUGACAUGGAAUCGGUCAAGAGUCAAGAGAAAAAACCAGCCAAGAAACGUGUGAAGGCUCUUUGUGUUAAAAUAAAAGAACAGAUGGAGUUCUACUUCAGUAAUUCGAAUUUACACAAAGAUCGUUUUUUCAAAAAACAAAUUGAUAAAGACAAAGAUGGAUAUAUUGAUUUGUCUUUAUUUUUAACAUUUAAUCGUAUCAAGUCUCUUACUGAAGACCUGGCUGUCAUGCGUAAAGCACUGUCAACUUCUUCUAUGCUGCAGUUAAGUGAAAACCAGAACAGCGUACGUCGUGUCACUCCAUACACAGAGCCUAAAGAUGUGGACGAGAGGACAGUUUAUGUGGAACUGCUGCCAGCCAAUGCUGACCAUGAUUGGCUGAAGAAAGUGUUUUCCUCCUGUGGGAUGGUCACUUAUGUUAGUCUUCCACGCUAUAAGUCCACUGGAGAUCUCAAACAGUUUGCAUUUGUUGAAUUUGAAACCAUUAAAGGUGCACAAAGAGCUUGUAAAGAAUUAAAUCAACCACCCAUUGAAACUACCAAUAAACCUGGAAAAUUCCCCAAGAAUAACAAAGCUUUGAACCAGCUGAAGAAGAAAGUUCAGACAGAAGAUGGUAUGGAUUUAAGUGAGGAGAAACCAGAAUGUGAUCUCAUCAGCAAUGACAGUCCGAAGAACAAAGGUUGCAAACAGAAACGAAAACGCAACAGUAGCUCCGAAGCAAAGGAACCAAGCCGACCAAUUAAACAGCGGAAGUUGGAACCUUUGUGUGGAGAAAACACUGAUGAAACAAACAUCAAGUUCGAAGGUCAAGCAGAAGAAGGUGCCAAAUCAGAAGACGAGGAUCGAGGUUCUGGUAGUUGGAAGAAGAAGAAAAAGAAGAAACGACAUUGGUUGGAGAGUUUCAGCAAACUUUCUAAUGAUGUUUUUCCUGAGAAGUGUAAGCUCCAACGUCGGUCUAGCAGCAACUCAAAACUAAGUGAUAUCGAACCAGCUGAUAGACUGGCUCAAAAAUCAGAGACUGAUUUAAAAUCAUCGAACAAACAGGAAUCAGGUGAGACUGCGACACAGGAAAAGACUCCUCAUGAAACUGAAUCACGGUUGGAAAACUUAUCUGCAGACGAAGGAAUCGAUUCUGCUGCUAAAGAUACUAAAAGGUCUAAAAGGAAACGGAAAAAAGACAGCAUGGAUAGUACAACUGGUAGUGAUCUGGAGAAUGUGCCAAAGCGUAUAAAAUAUGACAGAACUGAAGAAGCCCUGAACAACAAUAUGCAACUAGAUCAUUCUAAAGAUUGUAAUAAGAAACGGCGCAAUAAGAAUCGUAAACGAUCCAAACCACUGCCACACUUGCGGGUCAUCUCCAAGAAGGAAUGGUUAAAGUACAAAAGUGAAUACCUUGCCAGACAACGGUCCAAUAUGUCCAGGAUGAAGCAGAUGCUCAUUGAGAUGAACAAGAAUCAAGACUGUAAAAUUCCUGAAAAUUCUUCUGAAGACAAAUACAAGUUUAUUCCAAAUGUGAUUGUAAACAUUAAGUCUGAGACAGUAUUAAACGUGAAGGAAUUAAAAGGAAAACUCACACCACUUGGUGACAUUGCAUACAUAGAUCUGAAAGAAGUUGAUACGCAGGCCUUUGUGCGUUGUAAAAAUGAAGCAAGUGCACAGAAAAUAUGCAACACCAAAUUCGAGACAUUAAGUGUUUCACUUCUUGAAGGUGAAGAUGAGAAGUGCUACUGGGACAAACUCAAGGCAGACAGAGAGAGUAAGAUCAACUCGAAACAUCGUUUGAAGAAAAGAGGAACACUCAAGCUACUUGACAAGAUGGAGAAAAUCAACACCCAAAACACCAAAAUAUAUUUUGAUGAUUGAGUUGAAUUUCUACAACUUUCUCUCCUGAAAAAUCAAUACAAAUUCAUUUUUGAAAUAAAUAUUAAAAAAAUUUAA
Molecule: messenger RNA, 2219 nt
Organism: Octopus bimaculoides (California two-spot octopus)
Lineage: Eukaryota; Metazoa; Mollusca; Cephalopoda; Octopoda; Octopodidae
Product: la-related protein 7
Biological process (GO): RNA processing
Cellular component (GO): nucleus; ribonucleoprotein complex
Molecular function (GO): RNA binding
Source: RefSeq, a predicted model, not a curated record